This is a messenger RNA of Linum tenue, 396 nucleotides long. Lineage: Eukaryota; Viridiplantae; Streptophyta; Magnoliopsida; Malpighiales; Linaceae. The record is from the annotation of a GenBank genome assembly.
AUGAAACUUUACUACAUGACAUUUGACAGCUUCCGCUCUUGUUUCUCUUAUCAAUGGAGGCUCUACAGUGGUUCAGAAGCCUCUGAUGUUGUCUUCCAGUACGUCGAGAAAGAAAAUCUGGUGAAGCCAACAGACAAAUCAACUGUUGUCUUGGAUCCACCACUAUGUGAUGCUCUGUUCAAGGGUGCCAUCAAGAAAGGAUCGACAUAUCACAAUGUGAUUCACAAGAAAGAUCUUGGAUCGACGUUUUGGCAGGAUGCAGCCACACCAUUUGGUAAGAAAGGGCAUGAAGUUCUGAUCCAAGGAGGUAAAAUUGAUGAUGUGGCACGGCUUCUGGUUGAGCACUACGCCAUUCCAAUGAGAUACAUCGAGGUUAUGGAUAAAACCAGGAAAUGA